AGAAAACGUUGGAGAUUGUCAGCGCUUUCAACUGCGUGAGCAAACGAUUUUUGAGCAUGCAUAUAUUGUUUAGGUAUAUACUUCACCUAAUUUAUAUCCUUGUAUUGUGAAGCAAAGCUCUUGUCGCUCUGCGUUCUGUAAAAUAGGCGGAAAAAGGCUUGUUGAGUGCGUCGAUUCGCCGAUACUAUGCGUUGUGGCCUCUGAGGACUCGCGUCUAGAUCUCCUAGCUUAGCAUGAAGGAAAAAGCUGAGUGUAACAAUCUCGAAGAAACCAAAGCUCAAAACGGACAUUCAUCGCAUAUUACUAAUGGAUCGACACCGAAUGAGAGUGACAGCUCUGUUCUGGACAGCUCUGGAACAUCUUCUGAUAGUCCAACAUCGAGCGUCUCCCCGAGUUCGGCGCAGCAAGACCCUGAGCGCCUCCACAUUGCUCGGCGCAGCAAAUUCGGAAGAGUGCGAAAACCCAAGGUCAACCCUUGCAUGGAAUACACUCCCAUAGUUCGAGGGUAUUCAUCGCACAACCGUGCGAAACAGGGAACACCGUCGCACAGCCCGCCGUCCCCGUCACAUGGCGGCGAGACGCCGACAAGCGUCUCGACGGCAGCGAGCGAACCUACCCAGUCAUCGCAGUAUCUCGUGGGAGACUUGCUGUGGGUAAAAGUAGGCAAUCAUCCCCACUGGCCUACUAUGGUUUCUUAUGACCCGGUGAGUGGAACACACACGAAAGUGGUCCGAAAUAAACGCAUCUACCACGUUCAGUAUUUCGGAACCGCGGUUCAGCAUGGCUGGACGCAGCCGAAUCGCACGCUGCCCUUCGAAGGGCUCGAGAAGUUCAUGGAGCUGAUUGAUUCAGGACGCGUACCGCAUGGCGUGCCUCCUCGCAAGCGAGAUGACUGGAAGGUAGCAGUUGAGGAAGCGGUUGCCGCCAUGCAAAUGACGCGAGCCCAACGCAAACUUCAACUCACCUUCAAAUACUACGAUCCGCCAUCGAAGAAGUUGAAGUCGGAACAUCCGCCCAAGGAGAAUGGCGUCGACCAGGAGGCGACAGAAAAAAACUGUCUCAUCUGCGGAGCGUCAGGCGCCACGCUGACUUGUACAGGGACAUGCGGGAUGAGCUUCCACCUGGGCUGCAUUGGCAUCACUCAACCGCCGGAUGCCUUUCUUUGUGACGAGUGCACCGCUGGUUCGCACCCAUGUCUUGUGUGCAAUCGCACAGAGGCCACUCAGAAAUGCUCCAUGGAACAGUGUGGCACAUUCUACCAUAUGUCCUGCCUGAAAACAUUGCCAUUGCCAGUCAAGGAGGACUCACCGAUGUGCCCUGCGCAUUUCUGUCUGCCCUGUGUCCAGCAAAAGCCACGUGCAGUUAGCAUGAGAGGUCGGCUGUUGCGUUGUGUGCAGUGUCCAUCAGCCUUCCACCCUGAGUGCCUGCCAGCUGGCUCAAAUACUCUCGGUUCUAGUUCCUUGGUGUGUCCACGACAUGGAUCGCAGAACACAGCCUCUGCUAUUAAUGUUAGUUGGUGCAUGGUGUGCUCCGAAGGUGGGAAAUUGCUGUGCUGCGAGGGCUGUCCUGCUGCCUUCCAUGAGACGUGCCUUGGCCUGCAAGAAACACCAGAAGGGACCUUCCUGUGCCCCGACUGCCAAGACUGGAAGUAUCCCAAAUACGGUGACAUGAUUUGGGUCAAACUGGGCUGUUACCGCUGGUGGCCAGCCCAAGUGUGUGCACCAGGUGACAUACCAUUAAAUAUUCAGGCCCUUAAGCAUGAGCCUAUUGGAGACUUUGCAGUGCGUUUCUAUGGCUCACAUGAUUACUAUUGGACAAACCGGAAACGGGUGUUCCUUUUCGAAGAAGGUGACAGUGGCAGCCUGAAUGCAAGCAGCAAGAGUGUGGCACGCCUUUUUCAAGCUGCCCUUGAAGAAGCCAGACAGGCUUGGGAGGAGCAGCGAAGGGCUCGUGAGCUGGGUGAGAAACCAGCACCUUUCCGCAUGAUCCGUGUCAACCGAGUUGUAUGUCCAGGAGCAGCAAUGCCUUCCGCUGCUGUACAUAAGAGAUCAGUCUGUACGUGCACCCCCCAGGACCCCUGCCGUGCUAAUUGCCUGAAUCGACUUCUUCUAUACGAAUGCUCUCGUAAGCUGUGCCCUGCAGGUCCCGCUUGUGAAAACCAGCGCUUUCAGAAGCGAACAUAUGCUGAGACCGCGUUGGUGCGGACACCUGGCCGUGGAUGGGGCUUGCUCACAAGUCAGGCACUGGCAGCAGGUGAUUUUGUCAUGGAGUAUGUUGGAGAAUUGAUCGAUGACAAGGAGUGUGAACGACGGCUGAAAGAGCUACACACGGACAAUAUCCAAAACUUCUACUUCUUGACCUUAGCAAAGGACCGCAUCAUCGAUGCUGGACCAAUGGGCAACAUGUCCCGUUUUAUAAACCAUUCGUGCCAGCCAAACUGCGUGACGCAGAAGUGGACUGUCAAUGGAGAUACACGAGUUGGUAUCUUUGCCAUUCGUGACAUUCCUGAAGGCACUGAGCUCACCUUCAACUACAACUUGGAGUGUCGUGGCAAUGAAAGAAUCGCAUGUGCCUGUGGAUCGGAAAAUUGCAGUGGAUAUAUUGGGCUACGUCCAAGACCACCUGCUGAAUGUGAAGGCAAGCCAUCGCACAGCAAAAGCCGUCCAAAGAAGGCAUCUGACUAGCGGUGCAAUGGAUAUAACGCACUGGAGCACAAGCCCGAUGCUCCGAAUUAUUCAUGCCAUUUUGAGCGGUUUGAGUUAUGUCAUUUAAAAUAUUUCAUGUGAUACAUUUCAAAUUUAGUUAUUCAUGCCAUUUGAGCUGUUUGAGUUACGUCUUUAAAAGAUUUCAUGUGAUACAAUUCAAAUUUAGUUAUUCAUGCCAUUUCAGCGGUUUAAGUUAUGUCAUUCAAAAGAUUUGAAUUUAGUUUGUUGUUUGAGCGUUUGUGAAGGCAAGCUGACGCACUGUAAAGGCCGUCAAGAGAAGGGAUCUGACUAGCGUUGCACUGGAGCACAAGCCCAAUGCUUUGAGUUGAGUUAUGUCAUUUAAAAGAUGUGAUGUGAUACAGUUUGAAUAAAGUUUGUCGUUUAGGCGUUCUGAUGCAAUAAAUACAUUUUGAAAAAUACA
This is a messenger RNA of Rhipicephalus microplus (southern cattle tick), 3126 nucleotides long. Its product is annotated as histone-lysine N-methyltransferase NSD2. Gene Ontology annotation, cellular component: nucleus. The record is from RefSeq and is a predicted model, not a curated record. NCBI's taxonomy places the organism in Eukaryota, Metazoa, Arthropoda, Arachnida, Ixodida, Ixodidae. Gene Ontology annotation, molecular function: histone methyltransferase activity; protein binding.